Entrophospora candida is the source of this 572-nucleotide messenger RNA. NCBI's taxonomy places the organism in Eukaryota, Fungi, Glomeromycota, Glomeromycetes, Entrophosporales, Entrophosporaceae. The record is from the annotation of a GenBank genome assembly.
CUGCAAAAAAAUUCAAGGAUAUUGAUGAUGGAAACCUGUCUGAAGGCGAAACAUACGAUAGUAGUAAUAGUAGCGAUUUAAAAUUACCAAGAAGUCCUUAUCCAUCAAGCACAUAUGAAGAUAUUUUAGAUUUGAGAUCUCCUUCAUCCAAUAAUAAUGUUCAUAAGCUUAGAAGAACUGUUUCAUUUUCUGAUUUGGAAGUUAGUCGAAAGCAUGAUUUAAAAAUGGCGCCAACUAGGAUAAUAAUGGAUAUUCAAACUUAUACAAUGUAUGUGGAUCUAAAACAAAAGGAGGCAUCAUUAAAAAAUUUAAUUGAACAGUUAACGAUGGUUUCAGAAGAGUAUUCAGAGCAUAUUGAAAAACUGUCAAAUUCAUACGAAGAAAAAUUUAAUAAUUAUAAAGACACUGGGAAAAAAGGUCUAGAAGUAUUGUCUAAACAAAAAUUAAUAGCAGAUAGGGUAAAUCAGAUUGACACAAACAGUGCAAAAUUAAAUUAUGAAUUAGGUGUAUUAGAAGAUAAAUUAAAAGAAAUGGAGGAAUUCAUAGAUAAUUUUUGUUUAAAGGUUACUUAA